Molecule: messenger RNA, 13094 nt
Organism: Trichogramma pretiosum
Lineage: Eukaryota; Metazoa; Arthropoda; Insecta; Hymenoptera; Trichogrammatidae
Product: DNA-dependent protein kinase catalytic subunit-like
Exons: 21
Coding region: 1601-12904 (3767 amino acids)
Biological process (GO): telomere maintenance; double-strand break repair via nonhomologous end joining; intrinsic apoptotic signaling pathway in response to DNA damage
Cellular component (GO): nucleus
Molecular function (GO): protein binding; protein serine/threonine kinase activity
Source: RefSeq, a predicted model, not a curated record
CGCUGCUGGGUAAACGUAUGGGCAGUUUGUAAAAGUCGCCGCGCGUUCGCUGCUCUGCGCUCUGCUCUCGCGAAUUUCUGCGCGCGGCUUCGAUAGCGACGUAGUGGGGGAGCAUUGCCGCGUAUAUUAUAAUAUGCCUACUGUAUAGCGUAUCGUCGUGUGCGCGAAACGGAGUCAACGCACACAAACGUUGCACACGCACAAGUGCAUGUAUGUGUGUGGUAUGUAUGUAUGUAUGUGUGUUCGCGGCGAUCGCGCCAAAGAGUAAUUGCGAAGCUCUGCUCUGCCGCCGCGGUGAGCGACGAGAGACCGGAGAAGACGACGACGACCAAGAAGAAGUCUCGAAGCCCUCCUCUGAGAUCGCUUGCAGCGUGGUGUAUGGCGUGUGUCUGCUGCUACUAUACUAUUAUAACUAGAGACAUUGUGCCAAGUGCGAGUAUAAACACACACACGCGCGCAGAUUUGUGUCUGUCUGGCUGUCUCUUAUACUAUCGGCUCUGCUGCUGCGGGACUUUUUGUGUACAUACACACUCGCCGCGCGGAAUCUAUGUAUAUACUCUCGGCCCGCGUGCAUUUUGUAAAUAGAAGGAAACAACAGGAGCAACGACAUAUUUCUCGUGCUCGGACUGCCUGUUUGUAGUUUAUUAACGUAUUCGGUGUGUGGAAAUGUGCGUCUCUCUGUCGGUGAGUCUUUCUCUUCUCUCGUGUGCAACUCCGAAUUUUUGAUACUCCUCGCGUUUGUCUCAUGUAACAAUCGAUCCGCGCGUGUGUGCCAAUGUCCUUAUUGUACACGGAGUUGCUCGUCGUACAGUGACAACGAUCUCCGAUGUUGUUGUUGCUGUUGUCGUCCAGUGUCUGUGCCGUCAUCGACUCGCCGCCGAUACAUCAUCAACAUCGUUUUACGUCGCGGCGUCGAUGAUCAUUCAAGCGCGAAGAUGCUCCCGUAAUUAAGCUUAUACAUCGUGAAGUGUCUUUCCAUUAAGUAAGCGUGUUUGUAUACACACACGGCGUUUCGCAGUCGCUCUCGUUGCGAUUGUACGCGUGCACACGGACGUUCACACACACGCACGCACACCAACGAACGCAUACACAUCACCGAUACACCGCUCUCUGCUGCUGCUCCGCUGCUGCUCUCUCCUUCUCUUUCUCUCUCGCUUGCACCCGCGCGCGAGAUACAUGUGUGUGCAUUAUACAUACGUAGGUGUAUCGGCGUUAUAUAGAGCUGCUGCAUCGUGUGCUAUAUUGUGUAUACACUAACAGUACAGUGCAGUUAGUAUAUAUAUAGUGCGCGCAUCAUCGUCAUCGUCAUCAUCGACUGGAACAAGUAGCGCAGCACACAAACACACGUAUAUAGAGACAGCGAGAGAGAGGACUGCUGUUACUUCGAUACCGCUGUCAGGACAUCGUUGUUUUGUACUCUUGUGUUGCUCGUUAAAUAAUAAACGCGUCGACGAUCAACAUACUCAUCAUCGUCAUCGAAGCCAUCGAGAGUUCGUCUACGUCGUCGUCGGCACAAGGAAUUCACUCGGCGUUUCUGAACAAUUGAAAAUAACGUCGUCGUGGUGCCGUCGUCGCGUCGGCGUCGCGCGAGACUUGUAGCAUGGAACUCGUGGUCGACUGGCGCAACAGCUUCGUCGAUGCCAGGUCGCGCCAGGAUGCUGGGUCUAUCGUCAGAUGCCUGCGCGACGCGCCCGAUUGCUUCGCUCGCGUACAGCCCGGCCAGUACGAAGAUGCAUUGGAAGUACUAUUUCAAAAAAAAGAUGGACUCUUUCAAUUCGCAAGAAGUGUAACAGCUCAGGAAGAACCACAAAGGGUGUCACUUGAUGAUGCAGUGAAAGAAUUAUUUAAUGUCAUAAAAACUGUUAUGGAGCUUUAUAGGGAAGAUUAUGAACCGUUUGUGAUGGAAACAAGGGAUGUUUGUUUUCAAUGUAUAAUAAGUUCUGAAUCAUUUGCUGUUAAAAGAGUAGCUAGUGAAUCGUUAAAAAAGUUAAUAAAAUUAUUUAGACAUAAAGAAAUGAAAUUAUAUGAAAUUGUUUUAUUUGAAAAUAGAGUCGAUGUAUUAUAUAUUGUCCUUGGUGCAAUAGCGAGAUAUUGUCCAGAAACCAAUCAUAUAUCAUCGAUAGCUGACGAAAUAUUUUUAUACUUGAUCAAUGAUUUGGAGCAUCAGUUCAAUCAAGCUGUGAAUCAUCGACUCAUAGAACGAAUAGAAAUCAAUUUAGAAUGUAUUUUAGAUAUGCUGAUGAAUUUUUUACCUUUCCGAGAAAAUCCUGAAUCGGAUUAUUUUCAAAAAUUAUAUAACUAUUUUUUAACAAUAUGUGAGGACGAAAAUCCAGAGGAACUCACUUUCAGAGCUCUUAAAAUAAUGAGCACUCACAUGCAGCAUUUUUCAUCGUUUGUUUACAGAGAUAAUAGUAAAUGGCACGAUUUACUUAAUGUUUUAUUAGACAAGAGUGAUAAUAGUAUCAUUGUAGAUGCACUGAAAGCUCUUUAUGAAAUAGUACCAUUACAUCUUGUUGAAGAGACUAGUGAAGAGAUAUUCUUAUAUUUUAAAAAUUAUUUUAUGACAAAUAUUUAUAACAGACAAUUAUCUACAAGAAAAUUAUUAGUAAUUAUUUAUGGUUCGGGUCAAUUUGCUAUUGCUCUAGCUAAAUACUCUCAAGAAGAAUUGUUACAAUUGUUCAGUACUCUGGCAUAUCAAGCUUCAAAAUUUCAAAUAAUAAAAGAUUGUGAAAAUGAGGAUAUUGAAACAGUACCUCAAUAUUUGUACUCAAUCGCGGAAAUUUUGCACCACAUGCCAACUGUAACAUUGCAUCAUUUAAGUAUGAUCGUAGACCUUAGUAUACUCAUUUUUAAGAUAUUCCCAGAACUAAGCAAAAGAGGUCAAGACAGUGCAAUAGAAUUUUUAAAACUCACUUUUAUAAGAAUAAAGCAAUUGGAAAGCAAUCUCCAACAGCGCUACUUCCAUUUUGUAUUAUAUGAAGCAAUAUUAUAUACUUGUGGGCAUCCUCUGUGGGUCGAUGUCGAAUUACUUAAGGAAACUAGAAAACGACCUGUUGAUUGUUAUUCUUAUAAAGAUUUUCUUAAACUAUGGCAAGCAAUGCUUAAUGUAGAUAAUUGUCGAGAAGAAUUUGGUCAGCAUAUCUUCCGUGAUCUGACCAUGGUAAUACUAUCAUUUGCGGAGAAUUUGAAUCUUGGUUUUCAACCUGCGCCUAAUAGAAGUUAUCCAGACUCUUGCAUGAUCUUUAAAGCUGAAAAUGAAGCAGAUCUCCGUUAUUUUACUAAUAUUGUUGAUCUCUGUUGUGAUAUAUACUCCAGCAUUAAUAUUAAUGUUCUCAUGAGUCAAGCGAAGAAAUUAUUAUUAUAUUACAUCAAGUGUUCAUACAAAAAUUAUUUGGUAUCUGGUUUUUAUAAGCUAAUCAAAGUCAUAUUUCAACGAAUCAAUGACGCCAAUAUAGACUGCCUCACGUACUUCGAUGAACACACUUGUUGUCUCAUACCAGAGUACUUAGCGGAUGUGUUGAAAUUUAGUAAUGAAAACUUCGAUGAUUUUCGGAGCGCUUGUAUCUAUCUUAUUUUCAAUACACCAUUGUGUUUUGUUCCUAAAAUUUUAGAACCAUCUCUGCCAUUGUUCACUAUGGCUUUUAACAUGGGCUUGUACGAUCUGCCAUUGGCGUUCUCUGCCCUGGAAGCAUUAGAGUAUUGGUGCAGCUCGAUAAACGAUCCAGUAUUGGAAAAAUAUCGCAACAGUGCAAUAGGCCUUUUGGAGCCAUUUUUAUACAACAACAAACACUGGUUCGAAUUGAACGCCAAUCAACAACUGGAGUGCUUAGCCGAUAAGAAAAAGUGGCGCAACAGCGUCGUGCACUGCAACGACGUCACGCUGGAGGCAUUCCAGAAUCGAAUACUGCUGUUUUUCUGCACCAUCGAUCAGCAGACGAUGUCGGACUUCCUUCACGAGCGCGACUCGCGCGUACAAGUACAUUGGGCGAAGAAAGAGCAGCUGAGGUUCGAGUUGCUGUUCCCGGACGUGCACUUGGAGUUCGGAUAUGAUCGCUUCAUCCCUCGCAUACUCGAGCUGACUCGUCACAGCGAGCGACGCAUCAAGUUCUCGGCCUGCGAGAUGUUCCACACGAUGCUGACCAUCAUUCUGGGCAAGCGGCUGUUCGACCAGUGCCUGCGCAAGGACCUCCUCACCGAGCUCAUCAAGCUGGCCAGCGAUCCGGACGACGCGGUGCGCAAUCUCUUUCAUCCGCUCGUCCUGCAGCUGACCCACUAUCUCAGCAUGAGGCUCAUGAUCGAGACUCACCGGGCGCCCCUCGAGUUCUUGGACGUGCUCUUCGAGGGCCUGGCCGAUGAGUACAAUCCGAAUCUGCGGGACUACUGCGGUAUCUGCCUUAAGGAGUUCGUCCAGUGGACGAUCAAGCAGUCGAACGACGCCGACACGUCUAAGCAUGCUAAUUUCACGAUUUUCAUCAAGCGUAUCAUCGAGUACGCUACUUAUCCGUCCAAAAACAAACGCAUAGCCGCAGCGACGGCCUUCAAUUAUCUGUACGCCUCGUUCAGCGGCAGCAUAAGCGUGAUCAACAUUUAUUGGCUGCAAUUUCUCUGGGCGUUCGUGUCUUGCCUCGAGCAGUGCGGCGACAUACGGAUUAGAAGCGUGAUCAACAACAUCGAGGGCGUGGUGAAGGUCACCGCCAAUCCGUUGAACGCCAAAUGCAAGCCGCGCGUCAAGCCACCGGGCUUCCAGACGGAGAAUCUCAGGAGCGCCGUCAUCUGGCUGCUGGGCAAGUGCGGCUCGCUCAGCGUGCACUGCCGCAUGCGCUGCAACGAUCUGGUCGAGUCGCUGAGUCCCUGCCUUCCCGGCUUCAAAAGCUGCAAGGAAUUUUUGACCAGCUACGGCGUCGACGGCCUCAACGAUAUCGCCCUGAAGCACCUCACCGAGGACGACGAUAAAUUGACGAUCCUCAAAGUCAAAGCCUUUUUGCGAGCCUUGGACUUUUACGUCUGGGUUUUCAGUAAGAAACUCAUGACGCCCGAGGAUCUGCUCGAGGUGAAGGACGAGCAAUGCGGUGGCUACAAGUUUUUCCAGUUCUUCAACAAGUUCACGGCGACCAUCGUCGAGAAGAACAUACCAGAGACAGCCAGAAUGUCGUACACGGAUCCGAAGGACGUCGAGAAGCUGUGCGAUUUGAUUAAUGAAGCGAUCAUCAAAUUUUUCAAGUUCUCUUCCAUACUCUUAGUUAAUCGUACCGACGACCACAAGGUCCUGGACUACCUCUGGACCGACAACUACUUCACAUUGAUUUAUCGCUUCGCCCUGAGCCCGAGAAGAUUGGGCCUUUCGGCCAAGACCAUACACACGUGCGAUCCUCCUCUCUUGGAAUCCCUGUUCAAUAUCAUGAUGAAGGCUUUGCCCGAGCCUUUUAUGACGAAGCUGUUCGACCAUCGCUUCCUCGAUAAUCAAGACGAGUGCAUAACCUUCGCCAUGAUCGAAGACCACUGCAAAAUGGUCGGGACGGAAUUGAGCAAAUCCAAGGAGGAGAUACUCCUGCUCAAAGAUUUUGUUCGGGGUAUGAUCAUAUUGAGAACUUGCGAUCUUCUCGAUUUCGGUAACGGGAACGAAUUCACCAUACCGUAUUUGAUGCAUAGAAUCACUGUGUUUUACGAAACUUCCAAAAUAUUUUUAACUAACGACGUCGAGAACGAAGUUGAUGAAAGUUACAUGAUAGAGUACAUGAGAGACGUCUUGAGACUAUUCCUUCUGAAAUUUCAGGCAGAACUUAUCGAGACGAUUUUCACUCUGGUAUUUGAGGCGGAACCCAUAGCAAACGGCUCUUCCACUAGUCAUCCAGAACGAUUCCUCAAAGCGUUUCGUGGUCCGAUCUUUCAGUGUAUGCUUCGCAAUCCCAACGAAUCGAUCAGAAUCAUUUUGAAGCUGCGCGAGGACACGCCGGACGUUGUACUGAAUUUGAUCGCCGAUCUCCUGUGCUUCGCUCGGUACUAUUCGACAAACGAAUUGGGAGAGAAUCUUGCUAACGCUAUAAUUAACAACUGCGACAAUUUGUUUGCGUUGGCCAAUUAUUCCGAUAGCCGUAAGCAGCGAUUAUUCGACAUCAAUCGCAUGGCGAUCGAGUUGAAGUCCAAGCCAUCCGACGUGCUGUUUACGGGUGCUGCGCCUAGUCCCUUCUACUUCUGGGUCAUUGAUCGUUUUCGAGAGACAAGAGAUCUCGAAAGAACUAUGAUAAUAAUAGAUAACUUUUUCUCCUGCCUUAUCGAUUCAUCGGAUGUGCCGAACGGAGACAUAAAUUUGGUAUUCAGCAACUUGAAAGGCCCAAAUCCAGAGGCUUGGAGAGAGAGACUGGAAACUGAUCCACUGGAGAGAAACAAGGCACUGAAAUGUCUACAGAUACUAUUCAGAAAAUUCUUUAUGACGCGUUCCAUAAUCGUUUUGGAAGGAACAAUCAGAUAUGUUCUAGGUGCUUGUUCAUUGCUUUUGAACAAAAAGACGAUAGGCGAGCGACUGAGUCCAUUCUACACUUGUUUUUCCGAAAGCGCGUACACAACUCUAGAGGUCAUGUUCAAAGCCUUCAAAGAUCGCAAUUUGCGACCCGAGGAGCGAGUCGAGGUGCUGGAUUACUUUCUAUUACCUGCGCUAGAGACCUGCAUGUCUAUGAAGACCGCGAACUUUUUUCGCAACUUUGGCCAGGAGAUCGCAGGUUUACUGAGCGAAUCCAUGAGUGACACAGAGAGACUUGACAGAAAACACACAAUCGUCAGUAGAAUCGGCGGUUUUAAACUGUUCGGUCUUUUGUACGGUAGAAUUCAGUUUGGAUGCUCAGGGAGAUACGGCUUCGAUUACGGACAAGUACUUCACGAGUUCGUCCUCAAAAGGUGCAUCGAUAUACGUAGCUUCAGUCCGCAGUACCCCGAGGAGAAGGAACUCGUGAGGCAGGUCCACUGUGCCGCACUAAACUGUAGCAUCGCUUUUUCCAACUACCAGAACUAUGGAAAGCCUUAUUACGACGUUAUGUUCAAUGAGAGCCGUGCCAAGGAGCAAAUAAUCUGGGAGAAGAUUGUCGACCAUGACAAGGUCUACGACAUGCGCAAAGAGCCCACGAAAUGCGUGAAGAAGUACGUCAACAUCUUCGAAAAAGUCGACACUCGUCCCGCGGCCGUGGAGACGGCCUUCGCGGCCUUCUAUCGACGCAUCGACCCGUCGACGCAGGGCUACUAUGCCGUGCAGGAGGACGAGGAGCGCCGUAAGUCCAUCGAGCUCGAGGAUGACGAGCUGAACAAUCACGAGUGCACGGCUUCGAUCAGCGCCGCCAUCAUGCACUACUUUAACAUGUUUCUGGGCAGACUUCCGCCUACAGGUGAGAGCCUGAACGAGAGCGACCUACCGGUUUGGAUGAUACACCUGCGCGAGGGCUUCCACACCGGACGCGACAACGUUACACUUUUGCUGCUGCGAGUAAUUAGCAAUGUGAAAAAGGCAUUCGUUCCGUUUAUUCGCAACAUGUUCGAGUCGAUAGUCUUCGCUCUGCUUAUGUUUUUGAAGACCAACCCGUUGAAUUAUCUUGUACGCGACGUACUGACCAUUUUGUCUGACAUGGAGUACGAGCUGCGCUUGGAGGCGGAAAAGGACAUGGCACAAGAAUUGGUCGAGUGCCUCAUUGAGAAGCUCAAGGAUCCCAAUCCAGACAUCUUCUCAUUGAAUGUAGCUACAAUUGAGGGUUUGAUUAACGCCUGGAGCUCCGAUUUAAAAUUACCGAAAAACUUGCUCACUGUCAUUGAUACGGAACCCGACCUGGCCAUUCGAGUUGUAUUACUUCUUUUUAGACACAAUAUAGACCAGCGAAUGAUGGCAAUCAAGGAGAUGCAUGCCAUGGUGAGAAAAUCCAUGUUUCGCUGGCAAGAACCCAUUGCGCCUUAUACCUUUGAGAUUCUUGGCUGGAUACUGAAGUUGAUAGGUGACCAACAGAGAACUGCUUUGAUCAGGAAUGACUUGAUCGAUUUGUUUGAAAAAAUUCAAAGACACGAUCCUAAUAUGUGCGCUCGGUACUUGUACGUCGUUUAUUUGGCCUAUCCCGCACUGGCCAAACAACCGGCGAUGCAUCAAUUCCUCAAUCCGAUGCUGUGCAGCGUCGACGAGCGCAAGCGUGAGUGCCUGGAAGUUGUUGGCGAGGCCAUUGGCUCCAUGAAUGCAGACGAAAUCUUGGGUCUUCUCGCUAUGUCGAACGUCAAAAACUUACUAAGAGACAAAGUUUUGGCAUGCAUCGACAGCGGUUUCAGAAUUGUGGAAAAAUUGAUCAACGUCUUGAGUGCCCAGCAGUUAUUGGAAUACGCUGCCAUCAUCGAGAUGUACACCAAUAAAACUGCCCUGCUGGAGCACAAGAAUGGAGCUUAUGUCAUAUUCAUGAAUAUUUACGAAAAGUUUUUGAGCAAUUCACAGGUGCCGAACUGUGACAGAGCUACCUUAGACCUGGUAUCCACUUGCAAGAGGGUUUUAAUUAACGGAGUCAGUGAUCCUAGCGAUGAGAUACAGGAGGAAGUUAUGGCGUUUUGGCGAGAACGAGCAUUCCUCUCGACCUCGCUGACUAACCGCAUACGUCAACUUAUAUGUCUCUAUUCGGUAGACGUGUCGAGUAGUUUCGCUCAAUUUGUCUGCCUUCUCAUGCUAGAUCUUACGUCCCGCUCGACCGGCAAUCAGAAAGUCUUGUUUACUCUGUUGGCCCAGUCGGCCUUCUUGGAAGAGUAUGAGCUCGUGAUCGCGACGGCGCGCAAAAGACGACCGCCGCUAUUUGGCUCCUCGCUGACGGCCAUAGCGUCACGAGCCAUAGCCCUGCAAGGUAGCAAAGUGAGAAAAGGAAAGCUCGAUCUAAGAACCUUUGAACAGGACGGAGCAGCUGUCAUUAACGUUGAUCUAUACGAAAGACUGACUAGGCCAAAUGCGGGCACCUUAGUCAAAAUAAUUCCAGAACCAUCAGAGAAUAAGUUGUCAAAACGUUAUUCAAUUAAUAAUGGAGAAAAAUACGCUGCAUCGCACAGCAAAGAGGAAUAUUAUCAGAAACUUUUUGCUGAAUCGCAGGCACAACGUGAAACGGUCAAAGUGAACAGACGUUACAGAUUGAUGGGCUAUCCGGACGUUGAAAUUACGCAGUCCGCUGUUGUCGCUUGCUUAGAAGAUAUUGUGCUUAAAGAUCGGCAAUUUGCAUCUGACUUCAUGAUUACACUGCUUGUUGCUACGAUAAAAUGCGAUGACGCUGGAUUGAUUGAGUUAGUCGAAGAAAUGUGCACUAAAGCUCUCUCAGUAAAAAAUGACUUUGCUCCGACCGUGAUGAAAAUAAUUUAUGAGGUACCUGAUAUCAGAUUCACUGUGGCUGAUUUAACCAGAACUGCAAUUGCCACGGGAACAGAACGAUUAGCAAUAAUGUUGUUAGAACGUACAGUUUUGGGAACAAAAGAUCAGCCGUAUAGCAGACCAAAAAUUAAUGAAAACAAUCAGGUGUACGACCGCUAUCACAUGUGCAGCUUAUAUCGAUCGAUUGGGGAUAACGACAUGCCUUUAAACUUGGCGCGUAAUUGGUCAAAUGUGAUGGUUGAUACUGAAAAUUGGUUGAAUGGUUGCAUAGCAGAGUCACGACAAAAUUGGAUGGAAGCAAAGGUAGCGUACGAAGCAGCGUUGUCGCGCGAAAGAGAACCAGCUGCAGACUAUUGUCGAGAAGGCUUAUUCAAAUGCCUCAAUGAACUUUCAUCGUGGAGAGAAAUCAAUGAUAAAGUAAAAUCGACUUUGAAUAACAAUUAUGAUACGGUCUGGGCCAGUCGUAGGCGCGACGAGCUUUUACCUUGGAUGAUCAAAAGUCAACUCCAAAUAAUUUUGGAAAACAUUGGAAUUGGUCAUGAGCCUGAUAAAUCUUUCAUCGGUCUUAUCGAUAAGUGGAUGUCAUCUCACUCAAGUACUCUUUUAAAAUCAUUUGGAGAAGAAAUAGCUGCAUUUGAAAUUUGUAACUCGAAUAACGCUGUACGGCAUUAUCUACGUACGGCAUUGAAUGACGCAAGAGGUUCAUGGGUUCAUUCUGGAUCAGAGAUGAUUUUGGACAAAAUCAGAAACAUAAAAGAUACCGAUGCAUAUUUAAGAGCGGUAAGGGAGGACGAUGUAAGAGAAUCGUCCAAAGAGUUGAUUAAAUUUUGGAAUCAAAAUUUGCCGAGGUAUCAUGAAAAAUUAACUUGGUGGGUGUCACGUGUCAAUAGAAGAGUUGCUUACGCCACAUUCAUGAUUGAAAAAGUAAAAGAUCAAUUGGAAUAUUCUGAUGUUUUGGCCGAUAUAGUGACAUCAAUGUUAUAUCAACGUGUUCAAAUAAGUUUCAACAGCGUACAAAAUUCAAAUAAAUACAUUGGUCGGAAGCACAACUUUCAAAUCGAAAAAGCACUGUCUCACCUUGAUAUCGACGAUAAUCCGGGACUUCUAGAUAUUCAUCACAAUUUGAAUUUGGCUGUUUCUCUGCUGAAAGCUGUAUCUGCUCGUGGUGAAACAGUACCUAAAAACAAAUUUAUUUAUUACGCUGAGUCUUGGCGAUUGGCUAAUGAAAUUUUAUGCGACAAUAAUAUCAGUCCUAUGAUAAAAUUAAAAGCUAAGCAUCAUUCCUAUGAUGUUAUGUCGAAACUGCAUUCUCUCGCCUUGGAAGAAGAGGCUUAUGUUGAUUUUAUGGUGGGAAAUGAAUUUACCAAAGUUGCUUUGGAUGUCGAAGAUGCUGCCUCGGUAAGAGAUGCUUUACUGAGAAGUAGAGAAGAUAUGUUGAGAAAUUUGUGCAUCGAAGGUAGUAACGAAGAUUUGAUUUCUGGAUAUGAAAAAUAUAUCGAGUAUUGUUAUAAAUUAUUCAAGAGUAAGACUGAGCCAGAUUUAGAGAUUCAAAUCAAAUUUGUUAAAUUAGUGCUAAAAGGAAUGGAGCUCGGUAGUCAACGAGCUGUGAAAGUCUUUCCGUGUUUAUUGUUGGAGUCGUUUUACAAAAGGAAUCAAGAUUCUCUGAAGGAAGUCUUUAUGAAAGAAAGUCAAAGCAUACCUUGUUGGGUGUUCCUAUCCUGGAAGGAACAAAUAGUGACGCUCUUAAAAACCUCGUUACAAGGGAUGAUUUUACCAAUUUUCCUACGAUUGGCUACAGAGUAUCCUAGUGCUAUGGCCUACGAACUGCGUGCGUUGAUCAAAGUAAAUCCGGAAGUAUGUGAAAAUCUUGCGAUCAAUGAGAUCUGUUUGAAAAUACUCGAUGUUGAACUAAAAACGUUUUUGAGACUUAUUGAGAGCCUUUGCGAGCCAGAAAAAUAUUUAAUUCGUCAUUUGAAAGAAAUUUUGAAUUUAUCACAAACUGAUGAAAGAUUAGUGCAGGAGUUUAGUAACUUAUUCGACGAGAUGUUUACGAGUUCCGAAGCUGAUAACUUUCCGGCGUCAUACAGAAAAAUGUUCAACGAAUUUCGAUGUGAUUUGGAGAAACUCAAGUACAUACGAAAUAGGGCUGCUGCUACGGAACUAGUCAACCGCAUUUGCAGCAAUUUGCAUACGGCUACUUUAGGUCAUCCAACUAUACCAACGACUAAAGAAACUUUUGAAUUAAUUGGCGUAGAAAUUCCUGGACAAUAUGAACCAUACGUUAAGCCAGUAGAUAGUCAAUACCGAAUUAAAGUUGCCGGCAUCAGAGGUGCUUUAGUUAUAACGAAUAAAGUAUGUCGACAUGAAACCAGCAUAGUCACUCUCAAACUCUUGGGUACCAAUGGAAUGACUUACAGAUUCCGAGUUAAGUACGAACCCGAUAUAAGAGUUCCACAGCGUAUUCAACGAAUAUUCCGAUCCAUCAAUGAUAUCUUAAAAGAUGACAAAAUCUGUCGAAGCAAAAGACUUCGAUUACAAACUGAGAAUAUUAUUCCCCUGUCUAAAUCCGUAGGACUAGUGUCCGAAGUUAGCGGCUCUAGAAGUCUAUCGGAAUACGUGAAAUUUAGCACCAGUGAUGAAGUAAUCAAUAUCAUGGUCAACAUGUAUCAACAAUGGAUUGAAGCUGCCGGUGGUCCCAGAAAUGAAACACGAAAAGCAAGUUGGCAUUACAGGCAAGCGAUAAUGAGAUAUAAUAAGUCGGAAGUUACAGAAAAAAUGAAAGUAAUUUGCCGAAAAUUAGAUCCGUUUGCUUUAAGACAAACCUACAUAGAGAUAUCAAAUUCAUCGGAACAUUUUUUUAAGAUACGGCACAACUUUAUUCAAAGUUACGCGGUUACGUGCCUAGCUCAUUGGCUACUAGGUAUUGCUGAACGUAAUAUUAACAAUCUGUUGUUGAAUGAAAAAACCGGUGUGUGCACGAGCAUCGAGCAUUCGUUGGUAUUUGGCCAAGGAUUCGAAACACCAAUACCUGAAUUAUUAGCCUUCCGUUUGACACCGCAGAUUUAUUGCUUGAUGCGCCCAUACAGAGAUAAAGACAGUUUCAAAUUUAACAUGAUAGACUCGUUGAAGGCAUUGCUAAAAGAACAAGACAUAUUUUUAGCGAGUACCAAUGUAAUUAUGCACGAGGGACUCAACUGGAACGAAAAACUCAACAAUUACUGGGCUGCGGAUGGUGUGAUAAAAUAUUUGAAAUGGUCACCAAAGAAGAAAUGUGCAAUCUUGUUUAAGAAACUAAACGGUGCUAAACCUGGAAAUAUAAUUGUAGAAGAAGUAAUAAGCGUUCAGAAUCCAAACGAAGAUACAAAUCUUAUAGAAUUUUAUAAAAAUAUUAUAUGUGGAACUGAAACUCCCUCCUUAAAUGUAAGAUCUAAUGGGACAAACGAUUAUCUUAGUCCAGAGGAUCAGGUUCAAAGUUUACUGGACCAAUCAAGUGAUUUGAAUAUACUUGGACGAAUGUGGGUUGGCUGGUACCCGAUGGUGUAACACAUGAAAUUAAUUGUAUAAAAAUUAUUUUUACAACAAAAAAUUCUUUUUGGAAUUUAUUUUAUGAAAGUGAUGAAUGCUACAUUUCUCAGUCAAAGUAUAGUAGCAUUUCUCAUCAAAUUUAUCAAAAAAGUCAAUUGUAUGUAUACAUGUACAGUAUUUUAAAUAUAUUUUUAUAUUUUUAUUAAAA